Messenger RNA from Cyprinus carpio (common carp), 1109 nucleotides. Its product is annotated as DNA-binding protein inhibitor ID-2-like. The record is from RefSeq and is a predicted model, not a curated record. NCBI's taxonomy places the organism in Eukaryota, Metazoa, Chordata, Actinopteri, Cypriniformes, Cyprinidae. Gene Ontology annotation, biological process: negative regulation of transcription by RNA polymerase II; circadian regulation of gene expression; cell differentiation. Gene Ontology annotation, molecular function: protein dimerization activity; transcription regulator activity. Gene Ontology annotation, cellular component: cytoplasm; nucleus.
UUUUUUGGUCUGUGCACGCAGUUGCUCAGAUAGUAUUCAGCACUAGGAAAGAAUGCAGAGGAUGUGGGAGGUGCUCACGUGCUGCAACUUUGGCCAAUGCUGAUGCUCCGGUGCACAGACUGACGUCGUCUCAUCGACCAAUCCGCUUAAUUCUUUAUGCCUCAUAACGAACCCAGUUCGGUUGCUAUAUAAACGCACUGACAACAAGCUUCCAGGCCAGCACAGAUCUGUGGGAGAAUCGCAUGCUCUGAAAUUAACCACAACAUCGUUAUCCACUAUGAAGGCAGUCAGUCCGGUGAGGUCCAUAAGGAAACCCGCCUUGUAUUUUUCGGAGCAUAAUCUCGGCAGCUCACGGAGCAAGAGCUCCUCGGACGACCCGCUCAGUCUCCUGUACAACAUGAAUGACUGCUACAGCAGGCUGAAGGAGCUCGUGCCGAGCUUACCGCAGAACAAGAGCGUGAGUAAGAUGGAGAUCUUGCAGCAUGUCAUAGACUACAUUCUGGAUCUUCAGAUCGCACUGGACCAGAACCCGCAACAGCAGAUCCUCGGACAGAGCCCUCCAAAAAAGACUGUCAGAUCACUCGGAGCUGGUAGCAUCAUCUCCUUCCAGCCCAGUAACACUCAAGGAGAGAUCAACUCAGAUGACCUCAUAACCCUGUAACGUUGAAAUGGUGUUUCGGUCAUGGAGCAAAAACAGGGGCUGUUUGUGUUUUUUUUUUUUUUUUUUUGGGUCCCGUGUCAUUUGCCUGGACUUCGUCUUGAAUGACAAAGGAUUCCCACAAACGGACAUAAAAAGAUUCUGAGUUAGUUAUAUACGGACUUUCAUAUUCUUUCUUCCAAAGGAAGAUUCAAAAAGACUGGAAAGAUUUGAAAGGAAAACAGUAAUUAAGCAAGCAAUCUCAAAAAGCAGGAUUUUUCCCCCUUUGCUUUUAUGUUGACAAGAUGUUGCGCAAAACGCAAUCCUGUUCGUCUAAAGGCUGCGGACUCUGUAAAAAUGUACUUUUGUUUUCUCUUUCUGCUGAAAAUGUGAUGUUUAUAUUACAGAAAAUUUUAUAAUUAUAACGUAAAUGGCACUUUUAUACUGUACAUAAUUAAAUGCUAAAUAUGAA